Talaromyces atroroseus is the source of this 678-nucleotide messenger RNA. RefSeq lists its product as hypothetical. The record is from RefSeq and is a predicted model, not a curated record. The transcript has a single exon. NCBI's taxonomy places the organism in Eukaryota, Fungi, Ascomycota, Eurotiomycetes, Eurotiales, Trichocomaceae. The coding region runs from base 1 to 678 and encodes 225 amino acids.
AUGCGUCACCUCUCCCAGAUCCUCUCCACCAUAUCCUUGACCCUAUUCUACGUGCUCCCCACACUCGCCAUCACAGGAGGCAAAGCAUGGGUCAAUUUCUACAAAGACUGCCCAGCCGAAAUUAUUGAGGUCGAAGAAUUCACAGUUAUCGUACCAUCUUCCGUCAGUCAAGCAAAAGGAGUAGCUUCACCUACCUUGUCACCGUCCUCUUCUUCCAUUCGUACACCAUCGAGCAGCUCGGCUUCCGUUCUCCCGUCUUCUUCAUCGUCAUCAUCGAUCCCAUCAGAAAGAUCCCAAUUCCGAUCCUUAUUGGCUGCCCGCAGUACAGAAAAAACAACCAUUCGAUCACCAGCGGUCAACAUCACGCAAGGCCAAUGCCAGCCCGUACACAUCGCCACAUCCACACACCUUAACUCACGCUCCGUCUCCGUCGAGGCAGAGCUGAUCAACGUCUUGCCCUUUCAGCAAUGCAAUAUCACCGUCCAUGAGGUUGCAGGCUGCAUUGAUCCACCACUCGUCGUUGCUCCUGUGAAGAACCGCGAUGCGAGAAGCGCCUGCAAGCCCAGAAAUUUUGAUGCUUUUGACGAUGUGUGGGUAAAACUGGACUGCUCAGAAGUUGGCACAGGUUCUCCUCAGAACACGGUUUCGAGAACGAGGCCUGUUCGAAGGGUGUUUUAG